Myzus persicae (green peach aphid) is the source of this 990-nucleotide messenger RNA. It is a transcript of the gene Alg14, whose product is annotated as UDP-N-acetylglucosamine transferase subunit ALG14 homolog. Lineage: Eukaryota; Metazoa; Arthropoda; Insecta; Hemiptera; Aphididae. The transcript has a single exon. Gene Ontology annotation, biological process: dolichol-linked oligosaccharide biosynthetic process. Gene Ontology annotation, cellular component: UDP-N-acetylglucosamine transferase complex. Bases 245 to 895 code for a protein of 216 amino acids. The record is from RefSeq and is a predicted model, not a curated record.
GAAUAUAUGUUAUCAUAUUAUUAAAACGUUUUAUCAAGAAUUUGUGUCCCCGUUCCGUCUCUCAGCCUAUGUCAUUUUGUAGUAAACCGUGUACUUUUUUUUCAAACAUAAAUUUUCUUUUGAGCUGUUAUUCAUAAUUUUAGUCGCAUAUUAAACAUUUAAAAUAUUGCAACUUUAAGUUCAAAAUGUAAUUUGAUGUAACGAUGUAAAUUAUAAAACCAAUUUUAAAGUCAUAUUUAUAACAAUGUUAUUAUUUAUUAUGUGGUUGAUGAUCCCAACCAUAUUUUCGGCGUACUUUUCUGGUCGUCUUAUGUAUAUAAUUUUGCAACGUGUAACUAAUACACGAUCACUUAAAGAAUCAAAACUACCUGUUCGGACAUUAAUUGUCAUUGGUUCGGGCGGACAUACAGCUGAAAUGUUGCGUUUAAUGAACAAUAUGAACAAGUUGAAAUUUAUGCCACGUUUGUAUCUAUUAGCUGAUUCGGAUACAACAAGCCGUAACCGUGUAGAAAAUGAUGAAAUUGGUUUAGAUUGGUCCAUAGCAACUAUACCACGAUCAAGACAUGUAAAUCAAUCAUACUUAACAUCUAUUUUUUCAACUGUUUAUGCAAUUUUUAUUACUGUGCCUGUGGUUGUAUCAUUCAAACCAGAUUUGGUUUUAUGCAAUGGACCAGGUACUUGUGUUCCUGUAUGUCUGGUUGCUUUCAUGAUGAAAUUAUUCCAUUAUGCAGAUACAUCAAUUAUAUUUGUAGAAAGUAUCUGCCGCGUUAAGUCUUUAUCCCUAACUGGAAAAUUUAUGUAUUUUUUUGCCGAUUUAAUAAUUGUUCAAUGGCCUGAAUUAAAACAAAAAUAUGGACAGAGAGUCCACUAUCUUGAUGAAGGUUUGAAUUCAUGAAUCUAUUGUUUAAUGUAAAUUAUUUAAUUUAUUUAAUUAUUUAUGUAAAUUAUUAAUAUAUAUAUAUUAUAUUGUGUUGAAACUUGAAACUAUGU